AUGGGACAAUCAAUAAAGUUUUCAGUUAUCUAUCGCUUGAUUGGGAAGUUAAUUUAUCUGACAGUCACAAGACUGGACAUGUCCUUUGUUGUUGGGGUACUCAGUCAGUUUAUGCAGUCUCCUCAGAAGGCACAUUGGGAUCCUGCUGUUCGUAUUCUUCGUUACUUGAAAGGAGUUCUGCGUAAAGGACUUGUUUAUCGUCCUAAUAGGCAUAUGGAAUUGGUGGCGUACUCUAAUGCUGAUUGGGCUGGUUUGGCUAGUGCUCGUUGUUCUACUACAAGGUAUUGUACCUUUGUAGGGGGUAACCUGGUUACAUGGCGUAGUAAGAAAGAGACUACCAUUACUAGGUCUAGUGUAGAAGCAGAGUAUAGAGCAAUGGUGCAUACUACUGCUGAAUUAAUGUGGGUUCGCUCCUUACUUCUUGAGAUGGGCCUUCCUGUGUCAACUCUGAUGAAGAUGUACUGUGACAACCAAGCAGCCACUAUAUUGCUAGUAACCCCGUCUUUCAUGAGAGGACUAAACACAUUGAAGUGGAUUGUAACUUUGUUCAAGACAUAG
Messenger RNA from Telopea speciosissima, 558 nucleotides. RefSeq lists its product as uncharacterized. The coding region runs from base 1 to 558 and encodes 185 amino acids. Lineage: Eukaryota; Viridiplantae; Streptophyta; Magnoliopsida; Proteales; Proteaceae. The transcript has a single exon. The record is from RefSeq and is a predicted model, not a curated record.